AUGCCGAAAAAAGAACCAAUUCACGGCUUAUUUGCCGUUAACAAACCUAGUGGAAAAGCAAUUAAGCAAGUUUUACAACAUAUAAAUCAUACAUUCCGUUUGCAUGCUGAAAGAACUCGACCAGAAAUGACGAGAAGACAAGUAGUAUCAUUAGGUACUUGUUUCACUCAAACAAAAUAUUGGAGUUCGGGUGUUUGUGUUGUCGGUGUAAAUCAGGGUUGUAGAUACUUGAAAUCUCAAGAAAAAAUGAAUGAG
Messenger RNA from Racocetra fulgida, 255 nucleotides. NCBI's taxonomy places the organism in Eukaryota, Fungi, Glomeromycota, Glomeromycetes, Diversisporales, Gigasporaceae. The record is from the annotation of a GenBank genome assembly.